Centropristis striata (black sea bass) is the source of this 820-nucleotide messenger RNA. RefSeq names its product cadherin-1-like. The transcript has 4 exons. Gene Ontology annotation, cellular component: membrane. NCBI's taxonomy places the organism in Eukaryota, Metazoa, Chordata, Actinopteri, Perciformes, Serranidae. Gene Ontology annotation, molecular function: calcium ion binding. The record is from RefSeq and is a predicted model, not a curated record. Bases 410 to 820 code for a protein of 136 amino acids.
UCUAACAGUCUGAGUGGGUCCAUUCUGCAUAUCGAGUACUUUAACUUUUGAUACUUUAAGUACAUUUUGAUGCUGAUACUUUUGUACUUUUACUUCAGUAAGUUGUGAAUGCAGGACUUUUACUUGUAGUGGAGUAAUUUCACAGUGUGGUAUUAGUACUUUUACUUGAUCUGAAUACUUUUCCAACACUGUGUUGGAUGUACAAAACUUUUUGACAUUUCAUAGAACAAUCUAAAUAAAUGAUUCCAAAAGAUAUGGAGAUAUUUAAUGGUACUGCAAAGUAUUGAGCAUCAAUCAGGGAUUACACUAAUGCAUGAUUAUGACUCAUCAAAACACUUUUUUUCUCUCCUAGGCUUCUGCUUUAGAGCCGACUGAGGAGCCAGCAUGUGUGCCUGGAUUCAAGUCGGACAUGUUGGUUUUCAAAGUGUCCAGAAAGCACCUGGAGAAGAACUUCAGACUGGGAAAAGUGCACUUCACGGACUGCACAGACCGCACGAGAUUUCCUUUCAAAAGUAAUCACAGCCGCUUCCACGUUGAUCACGACGGCACACUGAAGGUUAAAAUACCUACAACGAUGCAUGAACAGCAGGAUUUCAUUGUCCACACCUGGGAUACGCAGAGACACAAAUUUAGUGUUCACGUCAGGGUAGUGCACCAAAGGCAUCACCAUGGCAACCACACCAAAAUGCAGAGCAUCACCAUGGACACCACCACGCACACCACGACCAUGACGCUCAGCCGGACUCUGCUACGAACACGGAGAGUACCACCGAUGCACCGGUACCCAUACUGGUGUUUCCCGGGCCUGUUGAUGGGCUAA